Messenger RNA from Aegilops tauschii subsp. strangulata, 840 nucleotides. The record is from RefSeq and is a predicted model, not a curated record. Lineage: Eukaryota; Viridiplantae; Streptophyta; Magnoliopsida; Poales; Poaceae.
AUGGUCAAACCAUUGGCCAUGCACUCUGCAUAUACAUUAGCCGUACAUCAGCCACAUAAUCCGUAUGUUUGCCCUCCUCUGCUUUGUGCGCACUCGCCGGCCUCGCGCCCGUGCUGCCUCGGCCGCGUCCCGCCAGCUCUGCCUGCUGCCACGCGCGGCUGCUCCCCGAGCACCUCCCGCGACCGAGUCCUCCCGCCGCGUCGUGCCAACCCCGCCUCGCCGCUGGACUCGCGCACGACCGCCUUCACCUCAGCCCGCUGCUGCUGCGCGUCAUCCAGCGCCCCCCGCGGUGCUUCGUCCUCUACGCCGGCCGCCAGCUCGCCCCGGCUUCAGCGCCCGGCCGGCUCCGGCCGUCCUCGCGUCCGUCUACGGCCGGCCUCGCGCGCCCAUGUCUUCCUCCGCCAGGCCGGCCUCGGCCGCGUCCGGCCUCGCGCGCCUCGCCUCUCCUCCGCUCAUGCCGGCGGCUGCGCCCCCGUGCGCACCGGCUCAGCGCCUCCGCGACCGCCGGCCCGCUGCCGGCUGCUCCUCGUGCCCGGUUGCCGCCUUCCCGCAGCCGGCUUCCUGCAACUCCGCCAUCGCCCCGCGCUCGGUCUCCGCACCCGGUGGCUGGGCGGGCCGCCUCGUGCCGCCCCGGCCGCCUGCUUCGCCACUACUCCGGGCCGACUCGGCACCCGCGCUGCCCCUGGCCGGCUGCCGGCUGGCCGCUCCUCCGGUCCGCCCCGCCAGCCGGCCGGGUCGCCGCUGCCGCCUUUGCGCGCCGGCUCCGCCGGCUCCGCCGGCUCCGCCUUGCCGCGCUGGCCGGGUCGCCGCUGCCGCCUCCCACGCGCCGGCUCCGCCUGA